AUGGGUCUAGUAAAAGUCGUGAAGAACAAGGCUUACUUCAAGCGGUAUCAGGUGAAGUUAAAGCGAAGACGACAAGGAAAGACCGACUAUUAUGCUAGGAAGAGGCUUACUGUACAGGACAAGAACAAGUACAACACGCCUAAGUACCGUCUGAUUGUGCGAUUCACAAACAAGGAUGUGAUUGCCCAGAUCGCGUACUCAAAGAUCGAGGGAGACGUCAUUGUCGCUUCGGCGUACUCACACGAGCUUCCAUCGUUCGGCAUCAAGGUUGGUCUCACCAAUUACGCUGCUGCUUACGCCACAGGCUUGUUGCUGGCGCGUCGUCACUUGAAGAACCUUCAACUGGACCAGACUUUUAAAGGCCAAGAGGAGGUCAACGGUGAGUUCUACACCGUUGAGAAUGAGGGAGGUCGCAACCCAUUCAAAGCUGUUCUCGACGUUGGACUGGCUCGCACCACAACUGGAUGCAAAGUCUUCGCCGUCAUGAAGGGAGUUGCUGAUGGCGGAAUUGAGGUUCCUCACAGUGAGAAUCGAUUCUUUGGCUACGAUUCUGAGUCCAAGAAAUACGAUGCUGAGGCGCACCGUGACCGUAUCUUCGGAAAGCACGUCGCCGAAUACAUGCGUACUCUCCAGGAGGAAGACGAAGAUUCCUACAAGAGACAGUUCUCUCAGUUCAUCGCCAAUGGCAUUACUGCUGACAACCUAGAAGAGAUGUACAAGAAGGGACAUGAAGCCAUCCGCGCCAGUCCAGAUGCACGGCCGAAACCAGCUAAGAAGGCGGGAGAGCAGAAGAGAUUCACGGCAAAAAAGAUCACCUUGGAGAAGAGGAGGGAGCGUAUCGCCGAGAAGAAGGCUCUUUUGCUUCAGCUGAAAGCGCAGAGGAAGCGAUGU
Messenger RNA from Ostertagia ostertagi, 891 nucleotides. The record is from the annotation of a GenBank genome assembly. NCBI's taxonomy places the organism in Eukaryota, Metazoa, Nematoda, Chromadorea, Rhabditida, Trichostrongylidae.